This is a messenger RNA of Gryllus bimaculatus (two-spotted cricket), 1983 nucleotides long. Lineage: Eukaryota; Metazoa; Arthropoda; Insecta; Orthoptera; Gryllidae. The record is from the annotation of a GenBank genome assembly.
AUGUUUUUGUGCGAGUUCGUAAUGCCAGACUCGUGUCCUGUGAAUGACAAAGAGAAUCUGAAAAUUUGGGUUAUUGCUGUGAAGAGGAAGAAUUUUGUUCCUCCCAGGAGCACCCGAAUUUGCAGUGAUCAUUUUAAAGAUGAUGUCUUUAGUAGGCCCAAUAUUAAUGUACUACAACUGAAGAAGGCAGGGUGUGAUUUAGUGUUUCAUAGCUUGGCUAUUAGGAAAGAUGUUGUGUGAGAUCCUAAAGCAAGUCUGUGGGUUAUUGUGACUGGUACAUUUGCUGUGGAAGGUUCUGAAGUUCCUGCUUCUGAGGUAUUGGUGUUCAUGCUGGUUUCAUUGACAAGCAAGUGAAAGUUGCCAAUUGGGUAUUUUUUGUAAACAAGCCAAAUGCAGUGGUUCAAACUGAACUAGUGAAAACUGCUCUGAUCAUGAGCUUUGAGGUUGGUGUAAUAAUAAGGUGUAACAUGUGAUGGCACACGCACAAAUUUACAAACAAUGAUUGCACUUGGUUGUGAUAUUGAUGCCAGCAAUUUUGAAGCAAUCAAAUGUGAUCUUAAGCAUCCAACCGCAGGAUAUUGUGUGCAUUUUUUUUGUGAUGCGUGCCACAACUUGAAAUUGGCUCGUAAUGCUCUUGGGACAUAUUUAAAAUUUAAUGCCCCAGAUGGAGAAAUACAGUGGUUCUUUAUUGAGAAGUUGGAGAAAAUUCAGUCUUCCACAUCAUUGAAUUUAGCUAACAAAGUCACAAGAAAACAUGUAGAAUGGAAAUGUUACUCUAUGAAAGUAAAGUUAUCUGCUCUAACUUUAAGUUCUUCAGUUGGAGAUCACUUACAUUUUUAGAUAUGUCCCAAAUUAGAGAGUUUCAGGAUAGUAAAGCUACUGUUCAUUUCAUUCAGGUCGUGGAAAGAAUCUUAGACAUCCUCAAUAGCAGAAGUCUUUGCCAGGGGCUACAAAAACCCUCUUCUUUGACAAUGUCAUUAACAGAGAAAUGCAAAUAAUUGAAGACGUAAAUUAUUUAUUUUCUUUGAAAGACUACUUUGCCAUUCACCUAGGAAAACAUUUGUUCUUGGUUUGACCACUGCUGUCAAAUCAGUUUUCUCUUUUGGGAUGGAAGUGUUUAACAGAGCUGAAAAUCCUCUCAAGUAUGUACUUACUUACAGAUUUUCUCUAAAUAAUAUUGAGAUGCUAUUCUCUAGAAUUAGGAGGAGAUAAGGUUGCAACAACAACCCCAAUGUUUAACAGUUGACUGUAGUUCUGAAGCAGAUACUGCAGAAAAACAGUAUAUCCACUUCUUUUGCAGCUAAUUGCAUUGCCCUUAAUGGUGAUGAUGUAGAGUCAAUUUUUAGCCCAAAAUAGAAGGGGAAAAAACUGGAAAGUGAAAGUGUGCAUGGUGAAUCUCUUAUUCUACAGUUCAACAUUGGAGAUGUUCUAAACCCACAAUUAAUAGAUAUAAGGGACAAUGUGCUGUACUAUGUGUGUGACUUUAUUGUUCAGUCCUUGACCAUACGAAUUACUUGUUGUAAUUGUGUUAAUGCUUUAAUCGGGGAAAGAGUUGUGUACAGUUACUUGCAUUUUGCAGAGUACACAAAAUUUGAUGUGAAAAACUGAGGUGGUCUUGUCAGCUGCAGAAUGUGUGUACAAAACUGUACUUGAAACUGAGAAGCAGUUGUCUUUCCACUUCAGAGAUAAGGGUGCAUCUGCUUCAUAUUUAGUUAAGAAAGUGAAACAUAGCAUAAAGCGGCAUGUGCAUUAAAUGAAAACUUUUUCCCUGGCACUAAUCUGUGUGCUAUAGCCACUGACGUAACUGAUGUUCCUCAUAAAAUCCAGCUUAUCAGUUCAAUAGUGGAUAACCACUCAGAAAUAAAGACUUCUCCCAGGCCAAACAUUUUGCUUAAGUUACAUGCCCUAUCAGUAAAAGACAUAAACUGAAUAAGUUGACAUUAUUUAACAAUAUGUAAAUAUAAUUCUAGUUAUUUAGUGCCA